AAAUCCAAUAGCUUCCACCACCUCUCCCUCCAAAAAAAAAAAACAAAACAAAACCCCAAACAAAAUAAAUAAAAGGCAUCCAUGAAGGCGAAUAUUUCAGGUGCGAUGUUGGUGGUGGUUUGGCUGAGCGUGGCGGCGGCGGCGGAGGCGAUCAGGCCGGGGAAGCCGGACAUGGGCCUAAUCGAACAAACGUGCAGCCAAACGCAGCACCCGGGGCUGUGCCUGAGCUCGCUGAAGUCGGACCCGAACAGCUUCCCGGCGGACAAGACGGGGCUGGCGCUGGUGGCGCUGCGGCUGGUGUCGUCCAACGCGUCCGACAUAUCGGAAGGGAUCAAGGUGAUGCUGAACGACACUCGGCUGGCGGACCAGCCCGGGGUCCAGCAGGGCCUCUACGAUUGCCUCGACGAGUACCUGGACGCGUCACAGCAGCUCGACGACUCCAUCGCCGCCCUCCUCGUCAAGGCCUACGGUGACGUGGACAAGUGGGUCAACGCCGCCGUCGCCGCCGUCCGCACGUGCGAGGCCUCCUUCAGCGUCAAGCCCUCCGUCCUCACCCCGAGGAACGACAACUUCAUUAAGCUCUGUCAGAACGCCUUGACCAUCGCCCACAUUGCUGAAACUGAAAAUUAAAUUCAUCUCAUCGAUCGUCGUCAUCUGUUUGGGGAUUUUUCUUUUUUUUUUUAAUAAUUUUUUUCUUUUUUCUUUUGGUUUGAGUUGAGAUCUUCGAGUCCUCGGUCGCUGGGUUUAGGAGAGGGAGAUGUGUUUGGGGUUGGGUGAACAGAACUAGAAACAACAAAAAAAAAAAAAAAGGCUAUGUUUUGUGUUAUGUCAUCUCAGAUAUUCUUUCGUUUUUAAUUAUGUGUUGUUACGAAAGCUGCAAUGAUCCAUGCGUACUAUGCCCAUCUCCACUUUAUUGUAAAUAAAAAGCCUGCAGACUCUAUAAUCUCAUCUUUUUGUU
Momordica charantia (bitter melon) is the source of this 958-nucleotide messenger RNA. Its product is annotated as putative invertase inhibitor. Lineage: Eukaryota; Viridiplantae; Streptophyta; Magnoliopsida; Cucurbitales; Cucurbitaceae. The record is from RefSeq and is a predicted model, not a curated record. Gene Ontology annotation, biological process: negative regulation of catalytic activity. Gene Ontology annotation, molecular function: enzyme inhibitor activity.